Astrephomene gubernaculifera is the source of this 1075-nucleotide messenger RNA. Lineage: Eukaryota; Viridiplantae; Chlorophyta; Chlorophyceae; Chlamydomonadales; Astrephomenaceae. The record is from the annotation of a GenBank genome assembly.
UGUCGCAUAUAAUAUGGUACAGCACAUUAUGUUUACUCACAUAUAGUUUGACAUACUUUGCUGGAGACCUAGCUGAAUGAAGAGUUGUGCAGCGUACGAGAGCCCAAAAAUAUAAGUAUCCGAAGUAUGGCACCAUACGAGCUACGCAACGAGUUAGGUAUAUCGGAAGGAACGCAGCUAUUCAGCCCUUAUCGAUAGGCUAUAACGUGAAACAAGUCUCUCGCAAUUACCUGUCGAUAACACGCUCAGACUGCACGACUCCUGAAGUAGGCAAGCCCGUUAAAGCGGUGCUAGCUAGGGCUGCAAAUGUCUUACUCUGCUGGAGCUGGCAUCUUUGGAGGAACCUUGCGCAUGCGGAGUGCGUUCUUUCUUGCGGUGGUCCUAGUGGCUGCGUGGUCGGCGGGAAGCACCGACGGCGCGACUACAUGCACAACCAGACAGGGCUUUACGGUUACACCUGACAAGGACUACACGCCAGGCCCGUCCAACGAUGACCUGCCGUCCUGCCAGGUGUCGUCUUUUGCUGGUAGCCUAUCAGUCGCUUUGUCAGUAUGUGAGGAUGACAACGUCAACUGUAGUGCGUUGUCGUACGUUCCAAGUAUUCAGAAUUAUUGCUUCAGGAAGGGUAGAGAGCCCCUUGUAGAUGCACCUGGGACUUGCUUCUACACGGCAGACAACAUCACAACAGCUGACUGCCCGAGCAUGGAGGGAUAUAUAGCCACCCCGAAUGUGGACCUCAAUGUCAACCUGAAUGUGGAGAAGGACUGCAAGUCUUUUAGUAACAUGGCGGCUAUCCCUUCCUUCAUGACGACCCGCGGCGCCGCUGCUUUUUCCUUCACCCCUUUUACAAUGACAAACUAUGGGUGCGUUAAAAAUGUGACUGGGUCAUUCAUCGCGAAGCCAGGCCAUUGCUUCUACACACCAGCACCAAGUCUGCCUUCCCCGCCUCCGAGUCCCCCACCCUCGCCCCCGCCUUCCCCGCCUCCGAGUCCCCCACCCUCGCCCCCGCCUUCCCCGCCUCCGAGUCCCCCACCCUCGCCCCCGCCUUCCCCGCCUCCGAGUCCCCCACCCUCGC